Messenger RNA from Spodoptera litura, 2332 nucleotides. RefSeq lists its product as uncharacterized. Gene Ontology annotation, biological process: regulation of transcription by RNA polymerase II; muscle organ development; cell development. The record is from RefSeq and is a predicted model, not a curated record. Gene Ontology annotation, molecular function: DNA-binding transcription factor activity, RNA polymerase II-specific; RNA polymerase II cis-regulatory region sequence-specific DNA binding. Gene Ontology annotation, cellular component: nucleus. Lineage: Eukaryota; Metazoa; Arthropoda; Insecta; Lepidoptera; Noctuidae.
ACUAUUUUUAACUAAACUUAAUUCCCUUACUCGAAGACACAAUUUUUAAAUUAUUACCCUUUCAAAAUAAAUAUUCUAACGGGUACCUUACUUAUAGAUAGAUUAGAAAGUACAGACUAAAUAGUAGGGAAAUCUAUUGUGUACAAUUACAAAUAACAAUGUCGAUACCUAACUACCUACCCAUAAUUUUGCAUGCAAGCAAAGUUCUAGUCUUUACACUUCCGUGGUUAGCUGAUUUUUUUUUUAAUUAGCAAUACAAAAUAUUUCAGUAACAAUUUAUAUUCUAAGAAAAAAAUGAAUUUUUUUUUCCUUAUUUCUUUACAGAAUUUUUAUUCCUUAUUCCUCUAAUAUACAUAGCUGUACCUAAGUGCAUAAAUACACAGGUAGGGACCGUAUAUCUCCUUCACAAGCAUUUUAUUGCUUCAAAGCCACAGGUUCAAAAGUUAAAACUAAAAGAAAUCGAUUCUGCCAGGUACUAAACGAAAAAAAACUCAUCGCUACUAAAUCUGAAGUGUCAGUCUCCUAAUCACAUACGACGAUACGAUACUAGUCGUCACUCUGCUAAUGUAUUGCUAUAAUAAACAGAUGUACACGAUAACGGGCGGCUUUACCUAUCUCUGGCGACUAGGAUGAAAUUAAGUGUUCCCGACACGUUCCCGCCGCCUGUAUUUUAUGUGUCUUUCAUAGGUUAUGACCACAAUAGAUUUAUUGAAGAAUAAAUUUAUGUUACUUUACAAUCACUGACUACAACACAAUAAGGAGAGACAACUACUCUCUGACCCCAAAAACUAAAUACAAUUCACCAAAAACACAAUAAUGUACUUACCUCGAAUACACCUAAACAUAUAGGUAUUGUUCUUUGUAAUCAUGUUUUUGAAGACAUCGCGGGAGACAUCCUGAAAUAACACGUAUUUGCAGCGACGAUGCGCCCGCGCCGCGGCGCUACCGUCGCGCGCUUAUCCGACGCCAUUUUCACACAAUCCCCGAGCUUUCCCGCACACAGAUCAGUAAGCAUCCCCCGCAGCGGCAGUGUUGCGAGACACGAGUCGUGUCGCAAGCGGUGGUGCCCUUGCACGUGCUGUCCUCACAUUACGUGUCGGUCUCCUACUCUACACUCAUUUGGACAAACAUUUAAGUGUAAAUCAAGUUAUACAAGAUCCGAUGACACUCAUUCAAAAAGUUCAAGAAGGCAAGGAAGACAUCAUGACUGACAUCACGAUGAAAGAAGACCUGGUGAAACCUUCGCGACCUGUCAGAAACAGGCGAUACACUCGAAGGAGCUUAGUAGCGGGCCAGCGUCCGCAAAAGAGGCUAUUCACACCAGAAAUUAAGCGAUAUCUCAAAGACUGGCUAGUGCGACGAAGAGAUAACCCGUACCCAAACAGAGAAGAAAAAAAAUAUUUGUCUCGCGAAACUGGCCUCACAUACAUACAAAUUUGUAACUGGUUUGCAAAUUGGCGAAGAAAGUUGAAAAAUGUGAAUGUAGAUAGAAACCAGCAAACGUGGGGCCAUCUGAUCCGCACAUACAAUGAUCGUGCACAGGGCAAUGUGGAACAGUUCAGCAUUUGUUCCGACGACAGCAUAUGGAGCGAAUCCGAUCCCAACAAUCCUGAUGAGAACUUAGACCAUGAUGGGGACCUAACAGGCAGUCCAGAAACGAUAACAGAAUACCACCACGACGAUUCCGACACAUCUUCGAAUAUGAAAGACAAGUGUGUCAACUUCAACAAUAACUCUUACAAAUCGGAUGCAAAUGAAAAUAGGAACGAGGAAACAAAAGCGAUUACAAGCCCAAUGUUACUCAGCAAGUGGCUGGAGAGCGCUGCACGGUUCCAACCAAGUGAGUGUAACUACUCGUGGUGGGCUGACGGAAAAAGAAGAAAGCCAGAUGCGAAGAUUCAGCGGAUUACAGUAAAUACGAUGUCGAGACAUGACCGGGACGAGGUGGAAGCUGCAGUGGCCCUCACUGCUCUAGCGUCUGCUACCAGCCGUAUUUCUGCGCCAUGACACCAUAGACGCAAUGUGUUAUUUGUUUAUGAUUUUUAAAAGGAUAACAAUGUUAGAUACUCUUUAUAAUAGAGUAACUGCCAGUAUGAUUGUUUGUAUUUUUUAGUUAAGUUUACCAACUACGUAAAUAAAAUUUACUAUUACGUAAUAAUGCCAAUGAAACCAGUGUUGCUCAAGUAUUAUUUAAAGUGUAAGUUGAUCGUGGAAGCAAUCCUGCUCGUAUAGUCAUUAACUUUUGAUCUCUAUUGGACUAAGUAGUUUUAAGUCGGAACUCCAACCAAAGAUUGUUUCAAGAUUGAAGUAAAUUACAUUAUGCUAUAAACAA